Molecule: messenger RNA, 2906 nt
Organism: Paramisgurnus dabryanus
Lineage: Eukaryota; Metazoa; Chordata; Actinopteri; Cypriniformes; Cobitidae
Biological process (GO): lipid transport; lipoprotein metabolic process; protein phosphorylation
Cellular component (GO): extracellular region
Molecular function (GO): protein kinase activity; ATP binding; lipid binding
Source: RefSeq, a predicted model, not a curated record
GCCUCGGAACUCACCCACAAACUGUUCUAGUCUGUGAAAUCAUCUCAUCGGUGGAAGACGGAAACGUUGAAGAUAAUUACAACUAUUUUCAAACACAGGACCACACAGGUUUUUGCUCCCAGUUUUUGUCAGCAAUGGGCAACAGUCUAUCCAUUGUACAAGACCAUGGCUACACAUUAGUGAGUGAAGAAAAGAACAAGAUCCUGGUGAAAAAUGAAGGGGGUGACCUGUUUGUCGUUAAAAAGUUGAGCAAAAAACAGGAUGAAUUAAAAUUUCUCCUCCAGCUCAACCAUCCAUAUAUCGUCCAUUAUGAGGAAAUCAUCACAGAUUCAGACUGUUUGUAUCUGUUGGAGCGCUGCGAAGGUGGAGAUCUUGCUCAGAAAAUUAAAAUAAAUGGAACAGAUAAAUUUUCUGAGAAUGAGAUUCUGGAUUGUAUUGUGAUGAUCUGCAUGGCUUUGAAAUACCUGCAUGAUCAACAGAUCCUGCAUAAAAACGUGCAUCCUGAGAGCAUAUUCUUCACUUCAUUUGGCACCCUCCGUCUUGGCGAGUUUGGAGUAAUUGAUCAAGGGUCCCCUAAAGAGCCAACAUAUUCAUAUCUUGCACCUGAGAUUUGGAAUGGCAAACCUUAUGAGGAGAAAACUGACAUAUGGAUGUUGGGAUGCGUCAUCUAUGAGCUGUGCAUGCUGAAGUGUGCGUUUCCUGCAAUAUUCUCAGUUGAGACUAUUGCAAAAAUAAACAAAUCCUCCUAUGAAGCUCUGCCUCCCACCUUCUCUGAGGAUCUUCGUCAGCUGGUAAAAGACACACUUCAACCUGAUCCAGCAUGCCGUCCAUCUAUCAGUGAGAUCUUGACCAGACCUUUCAUCAUUAAUCACCUUCACGAAAAGACCUUGACAACUAUUGAUACUCUUAAUACAACACUUCAGGUCUUAAGAACCAUAGCUAAUGAUUUGGAAAGAGUCCAUUUCAAUACAACCGUAGGCAGUCUCACGGGAGGUGUAGUGGCACUGGCUGGAGGAAUCACAUCUGUGGCAGGACUUAUUCUCUCUCCGUUCACUCUUGGAGGGUCUCUGAUAUUAACAGGAGUGGGAAUCGGCACUUCAGUAGCUGGAGGAGUAACUGCUGGUACCUGCAACAUAACAAACAUGGUUAACCAGAGCACAAAACGGCAAAAUAUCAAAAUGCUCUUAAAAGAGUUUCAAGAAAAGAUGAACUCCAUAGUAUGCUGCAUCCAAAACAUCCAAAUAGCUGCGGAAACUUUAGAUAAACAGUUUUCCACAACCGAUGAUGGGUUUUCCAACGCACAGCCAGGGGCAAGUGCUGGAGUUCGACUUGGACGAGGACUUGGAGGAAUUCCAGAGAUUUUCCGAGCAAUUCAAGUUGCAAAGGCUGGAAGGGUGGCAGCUCAGGCCGCAAGAGCCGUUCGUGUGGCUGAAACGGCUACAGGAGUUUUGGCUGCACUUUUUGUAGCUGUUGAUGUCUUCUUUGUGUUUCUCGACUCUAAAGAAAUCCACAACAUCCGCCAAGAUAAAGCUUCAAGAGCAAGUCGACAAGCAUCAGCAUCCACCAGCAACCAAAGCACAGAGUCACCUGACCAUACAUCAAAUAACAGCAAUAAAAUAAAUUCACUGGCAGAAGAGCUGAAGUCUGAGACCAUGAAAUUUGUGACAAAAAUAAAGGAGACGACAGAUGACCUUCAGACAAUUCUGGAUGAACUACGAGAUGCAAUGCACCCAAACUCUCCAGUCAUAGACUGAUUAUAGUUGUAGCAAAGGUUAGGUGAUGAUUACUGUAUAUUCUGGGUUUUCAUGAAAAAAAUACCAUAUCAAAUAUUUUAUUGCUAGUUUCAAUAUAGCUUAGAGAAACUUUGUGUAUGGAUAAGACAGUCAAAUUGUUUAGUCAUCUUGUCAAUAUAACACUUUACUCUGGAGGGAUGUUCUGAUGUAAACUAUGGCUAAAGUUUUGAUGACAAUUAUUGUAAAUUGUAGGUUACACCUUGUGUGGGAGGUUGAUUGCAAGAGACUGGACAAAAUUUACAUUUACGCUCUUACUGUUUGUACUGUAAUUCGUUGACAGACCAUCUCAUUGCAAUUACAUAAAGGAAAAGACAGCACACAAAGAAAUCACAAAGAAAUCACAAAGAAAAAAAACAAAAGUGGAAAUGUGAACAUAGGACAAUAUCCUUAGGGAAAACUGUACAUGCAGUGCUAUAGGAAUUACACUGAAGUCUUCCUUUACCUCCUGACCCAGCAAGCAUGUUUGGCUAAAACAAGGCUAAAUUUGGGCUGCCAGUGAAAGUCUAAUAGACGUCUAACCAUAGACCAAGAAAAGAUGAUGCAUACUUUUAGAACAUGUAAAAGAAAUGAAAGCAAACACCUUGACCACCUGUUGAGUUUGCAUACAUGUUGGAAUAUCAUACAUCUUCAAGAUAUUUUGGUAAAAAUGGCAUGUAACUAUAUUCAAGGUUAUUUAGGGUAGAAGUGGGUUUCUCAUAGACGGACUAUAUUGGGUCUUUAGUUAGCCGUCAUUUCAACGUCUGUUAUAGAAAGUCAAGAUUUACUUGGGAGCAAUUUACCAAUUCAGGACAGAUUUAGAAAAAACAUCUAAAAGAAAUGUAUAGAAAUAUGUUUGCCCAAACCCUGUAUUAUGACAACUUGUUCAACCAUUUUGCAUGUAAAGACUUAUACUAUGAACUAAUGCCUAAAUUUUGUGCGGGGUGAGACUAUUCAGCAGAGACAUUCAGCAUAAUACAUUUUGAUCAAUAUGACAUAACCAACUGAUAAUAUAGGAACAGGAGAGAAUUGUACAUAAUCAUUUGCAUGGAUGUACCAAAGCAUUUGCAACUUGUUCAAAGAAAUGAGAAACUGCUUUUUGAUGUGCACAAGUGGCACAAUGAUGUGAGAAUUGAA